This is a messenger RNA of Lathyrus sativus (Indian pea), 447 nucleotides long. The record is from the annotation of a GenBank genome assembly. Lineage: Eukaryota; Viridiplantae; Streptophyta; Magnoliopsida; Fabales; Fabaceae.
AUGCGCAAAAAAAACACGUAUACUUUUUCUGGAUGCACCGUUAAGCUCCAAGCAUGGGGUUGGUCUAGAUUGCCAUCCCUAGCGCCCGUCAACCACAACAACGUUUCCUUCCCGUAUGCACAAAAAUGGUCGGCUAAGGGUAUGACUUACAAUAGAUGCCCUAGACAUUGUAUCAUUCAAUACCGCAAUCUGUUGGAUCAUCUAACACCUACAGAUUUCAUAUGGCGUCCAUAUCUAAACAUGGAACACCUACAUGAAGUCAGAGAGGAAGAUGAUGCCGUUUGGACUGCAUGCAUCCCGAUCAUCAGAUUCACAACUGUGGAGAUGCACAACAGUUACCGUGUCAAACUACAAUUUGGAAUGCAUCAAAACAUCCCAGAUCCUCCUGUUGACAUCAGUAAAUGGCAUCUAAAAAAAGUUAAUGAUCAAUGGGACUUUCCCGACUAG